Hypomesus transpacificus is the source of this 1299-nucleotide messenger RNA. RefSeq names its product troponin I, slow skeletal muscle-like. Bases 116 to 682 code for a protein of 188 amino acids. Gene Ontology annotation, biological process: muscle contraction. Lineage: Eukaryota; Metazoa; Chordata; Actinopteri; Osmeriformes; Osmeridae. The record is from RefSeq and is a predicted model, not a curated record. The transcript is spliced from 8 exons. Gene Ontology annotation, cellular component: troponin complex.
UGCAGUCCGCUCUGAGCUGCCCACACAAAACCCUCCCAUUGUGUCCAGUCUCUGUUGUUUCACAGGCUUCACCAAGUCACCAAGUUCCAGCGAGGAAGUUUACCAUCCCAAACCAAUGAAUCCGAAAAUGGAUAAGCCGAAGUCGAAGAUAUCGGCUUCGCGCAAACUCUCCCUCAAAAUCCUGCUCCUGACAAGGGCGAUGGAGGAACUGGAGAAAGAGAUUCAGGACAGGAACGAAGAAAAAGUGCGCUACAUCGGAGAGAAACUGCCCCCUCUGCAGCUCUCUGGAAUGUCAUUGGAGGAGCUCCAGGCUCUAUGCAAACAGCUUCAUGGAAAGAUUGAUGUGGUGGAUGAGGAGAGAUAUGACUGUGAAGCCAAAGUGAACAAGCACAAUAAAGAUAUCCACGAGUUGAAACUGAAGGUCCAGGAUCUGGGGGGGAAGUUCAAGAAGCCGGCGCUAAGGAAAGUGCGUGUGUCUGCGGACGAGAUGAUGAGAGCCCUGCUCGGCUCCAAACACAAGGGCUCCAUGGACCUGAGGGCCAACCUCAAGUCUGUCAAGAAGGAGGACGUCAAACAAGGAGACAAGGUUCUGACUUCUGAGGUGGGUGACUGGCGUAAGAAUGUUGAGGCCAUGUCAGGCAUGGAAGGCCGCAAGAAGAUGUUUGACGCCAGCGGCCAGUAAGCCCUGUGGCCGUCUGACACGAGGGGGAACGAGGGAGGAAGUGACACGGGAGAGGAAGAAGAAGAUCAUUUUUUUAAGCGAGUCGUUUUUCCUGACAUAUGAUUAUUGCAAUAAUUAUUACCAUAGACUUGCCAAAUGCGCAUGUUUUAGCAUGUCAUCAUUAAUUGUAAUCUGUUUAAUCAACAUUUUAUUCAGGUCCAAAAUAUUUUUAUGAUUUAUUUUCAUAAUUCAUAAGUCUGUUACUCACUGCACCCUGGAGUGACAGAAAAUGUCAGUCAGCAGGGAAGAUAAGAUGAUGAUUAUUAAGUUUCUUAAUCCCAUUAAGGUUUUAUGUAUUUUAUUGUGUCACACCAAGAACUUUACCAAAAACGAAAUGUCAAUCCAUAGGUAGACUGACACUGUUAACAGUCGUGAAUUCCAUCAUAUAUUAAUUGGUGCAACUGCAAAGCUAUCCUGAAUGCAUGUAAAUGCCAUUUUGUCAUAAGCAACAAAUCAUGUGGCACCAAAACUCACUUAAAACCAUAGACAAUAUUAUAAACUUGUAAUAGGUAUUUAUAAUGACGUAUUGUAUGUUUUAUUAUGCAUCUUAAAUAAAUGGCCAAAUAUGGUUACAGAUA